Molecule: messenger RNA, 657 nt
Organism: Colletotrichum phormii
Lineage: Eukaryota; Fungi; Ascomycota; Sordariomycetes; Glomerellales; Glomerellaceae
Exons: 1
Coding region: 117-425 (102 amino acids)
Source: RefSeq, a predicted model, not a curated record
GGGCAGUUCGAGAUGGGCGUUGCUUGGGUUGCGAGCUCGCCGACUGUGUGAUUUAUCUACGAGUAUAUUGAAAUGGCGCAAAACCUGACCGUCGGCGAGAUUAGCCGCUGUAAUCCAUGGCUGAAACUCGACUGCCCGAAACUUCACGUCGCGACGCCUUGAGGAGUGCGCUCUGCCUCGGCCCGCAGAGCGCCGACAUCACCAUGACGGCCCCGCUCCCUCAGCGGACCCACUACGGUGCCGGGUUCGGGCGAGGGGUACACCGCCGUUCCCGUGGACCCACCCAAGGGCACCACGCUGCACUGCAGGCGAUGGUUCUUGGUCGAAGACGCCGCGCAGACGACGUGCACGUGUAUGUGUUUUCAAAGCGGCAUCACGUCGGCAAUGUUCUAGGAGGCGAACCACUCUUUCGACGCAUAUAUUAAAAACCGCCGAUUACCUUAAGGGAGUGUAAGAAUACCUACCUUAUGCAACGAUGCGUUCAAGCAGAUACAGCCAGCCAUUCCCUCGUCAAGCUUCAUACAUCUCCUCGGCGCACGUGGCUGUACACAAAGUCUUUCCGCUUAGGGUAAGGUACCUACCUACUCAACGUGAGAGAGAGAGAGAGACCGUCCAUCUUCAAUGUCGGAUAUACACGGCGUAAAGCAUGAAUAAGGC